Porites evermanni is the source of this 7469-nucleotide messenger RNA. Lineage: Eukaryota; Metazoa; Cnidaria; Anthozoa; Scleractinia; Poritidae. The record is from the annotation of a GenBank genome assembly.
AUGGCGGACGAAAAAAGAGUUCUUUCAUUAUUUGUUAUCGAUGCUUUUACAAGUAAGCCUUUCAGUGGAAAUCCAGCUGCGGUUUGUCUUGUAGGAUCAAAGGUGAGUUUUAGUCUUUUGAGUUAGAGAAUGUGAGGGAGGCUGGAGGGCGGCUAAAUCUUGUCUCAGGUUUGGCAGGCGGUAACAGUUGCUUCGCGUAUUGAGAUAAAGAACCUUCGGUCUUGUUAAGUUGACGCUGAUGUUUGCGAUAAUUUGAACGGUCUGAAUUCUAACGGUUGGCUUUCUAGUAAGAAACAGAAACAGAAAAAUUAAAUAGAGUGUCUUUUACUGCUCAUAUACAGGGGCGGAUUCAGGAUUUUUUUUAGGAGGGGGUGCACUCGUCUCUUGCUCUACUUCAACACCAAUAAACCACAUACUUUUUUUCUUUUUUGCAGAAUACCAGUUGUAUUAGAAAACUGCAGGUCAUCUCAGCGGGGGUGCGCACCCCCUGCACCCUCCCCCUAGAUCCGCCCCUGAUAUAAAUUAAUUUAUAUACGCUCGUCAAUAGAAAGCUCUGCACCCCUAUACCCACGGACACUUGGGGGCAUGGUGGGGAGCAUUAGACCGGGGCUGCCUUCUAAAUGAAGCAAAUUCCCUGCUGUUUGGGUCUAUUUCUUGCAUCCAGACCCCAUUUUUGUCCCUGCCCAGGUUUUUUUUUAAGAGUCUGAAAGGAGUUGUGGUGGUAGUUGGGGAAGGGGGAGUAGGUGAAUGGGGGCGCAAAUGCUUAUAAUUAGGAAAUUUAAACUAAACCUCUAUUGGGAAUCUGGGCAUCUCAUGCUUUGUUUGAACCCUAAAAGAUUAAAGGAUACCAUUUUGAAUCAGUUUGGCAAAAUGCCUCACUAUAGACCUUUUCACAGUUUUUUCAACUUUUUAUAUGGAAAAGUUCGCAAAAAAUCUGUCAACACCACUGAAAAGAGCGCCUUAAAAUUAGUAAAGUUGCCAAAUUUGAAAGUGAUACAUCUUAAGUGAGCCAAGAUAUAGCUCCGCAAGUUUGUGCCCACCACCAUACAAACAUCUGUGAAAUUUUAUAUAACGCUCUUUUCAGUGGUGUUGACAGAUUUUCCCAAACUUUUCUAUGUCAAAAGUUGAAAAAAGAACCUGAAAAAGGCUAUUGACCUAGGAUGCGGUUGUUCAAACGCUGGAUGCUGUUAUCCACCAGAUAAAUCACUAUCCAACAGCUAAGUAUUAUGGAAACCAAUAUUACUAUAUCCACUGGAUAGAAAUUUGUUAGAUAGCUCUAUCCACCUUUUGAACAAACUGGGACCUGCACUACCCAAGUGCUGGGAUUGACGAUGCAUUGGUUUCCACUGACAGUGGCAAAAAGACAUUAACACUAUGACUACAAGUCCAAAAAACUAUACAGUGCAAAGAUAAUGUGUAGGCAUUAUCCAAGAACAGUCAUAUUUUCUGAAUGAAGAGCAAGAUUUUAUUUGGUCUUUUAGUCGUAACACUUCAAUAAAACUUUGAUUUAUCCCUUUCCUGUCAUAGCACCUAAGUGAUCAAAUGUUACAAAAGAUUGCACAGGAAAUGAACUUGUCAGAUACUGGCUUCAUUCUGGAGAAAAACAGUCAAGAUACUUACAGUCAAAGUAAGCCAACUAGAAGUACCAUUCAAUUGUUAAUUGGUAUUAAAAUUGGAUGGCUGAGAGUCAACAACUGGUUUUCAUCUAGCAUCAUUUUCUGCAAAAAAAUUAUUUAGCCAACAACCAGGAACAAGGUUUAAGAGCAGAGUGUUCAAGACUCAAAUAUUAUCAACCCACAUGUACGCCUGGCUGACUCCUGCUGUGUAACCUGCAGUUUUAAAAUGCCUGUUAUUCAAGCUGAUCCAAAACUUUUGUUGGUGCCCUUGCAGGCUUCUUAUUCUUUUGGGAAAUCAUCAUGUUUUAUACGUGAAAUCAAAUCCAGAUCAUCUUGAUUGUCUUGACAGUUUUGGGGAUGAUCAUGUUGCUCAGGAUGAUCAAAACAUAGUGUUAUGCCAGUACAGAACCAUGCCUUUAAAAAAAAAGUUCCUCAGGUUUAAGGACCAUGGAGCUUGUGCAUUACUUUUGACCGUGAUGGGUGCUUCUGAUAUAGUUGCCUUGCAAGGCAGAUGUCUCUGGGGGCUGAAUAUGGUACAAUAUUUUGAUAGGUACUUGUUUUGGUCUGCGAUGGUUCACUCCAACAUGUGAAGUUCCACUGUGUGGACAUGCAACGCUGGCAUCAGCUGCAGUUUUGUUCAACUGCUUAGGUGAGUGAAUAUAUACUGUAAAUCUGCCAGUUCUUCCCUUCCAAAUUAUUUUUUUCCCUCUUGAGACCUUGAGGCUUUGAAAACAAUCUUCUUUUGUAAUCAGUUGAAAUAGCUCAUAGAAAUGGCUUUAUAUAUUCACAAGCCAAAACUAAAAGUCUAUUGUAAAACUAUUUUAGUUUUGGCUCGUAGGGGACUGAUUGUCUUGUGCCAUACUGCACAAAUUUGUUGUUGAUAAAUCCAUGUUUCUUUGUCGUAAGGCAGUUAAAUGCCAUGAAAUCAGAUUAUCAUUAGUUGUAAUAUUUCUAGCUGUCUCCAGGUUUUUACUGAAAAAUGUAAGGUUCUGGUCUCAGUUCCAAGGUUUCUUUUGGUGCUCAGGAAGUGGAUAUGUUGUAAGGUCUGAAUAGAGCACCGUGCUGCCAGCAUUAAAUUUUGUAUUAGAAAAUUUUUAUUUUCAGAACAUGAGGCCAAAUAAAUGUUGUUUAAUUUAAUGCAUUUUGGGUUACUUCAGGUAAUCCCAACAAAGAAGUUACCUUUGAAACGUUGAGUGGAAAUUUAAAAGCUAGGAAAGAAGGUACACUAUGUCUUUUGUUAGGUAAAAUUAAUUUAGUUCUCAUGGCUCUGCCCUGCAGUCCAACCCCUUACCCUUUCACAUACCAUUUUUGACAGGAAAGGUACUGGUUUUGAAUACCUUUUAUUGACAAAAUGGUAUCCUUUUCACAUACCUAGUUAAGAACCUGUAUGCAUCUCUUUUAAAUAAAUAAUGAAUAAUGAUUUGGAGGUAGCACAUCCACAAAGUGGUUCUUUGUCUACCUGAUUCCCAGUCGAAUUGGAAUUUGGAAAUGUUGGUUUUUGAGGAGAGGGGAAAACCGGAUUAGCCGGAGAAAAACCUCUCGGAGCAAAGGAGAGAACCAACAACAAACUCAACCCACAUAUGGCAUCGAUGUCGGGAUUUGAGCGCAGGCCACACUGGCGAGCAUUUUCACCACUGCGCCAUCCCUUGCUCCCUGUUACUGCUGUAACUGCACUGUCUUUCAAGUAUGAAUAAAUCACAAAGCCAGAACAUUUUCUUGACUUUGUCACAGCCAUAGAAGGCAUCUGUUAGACGUUUUAAGCCUUUUUGCGGACUGAAAUGACAGAUUUCCCUACCUGUUGAUAAACUUUUAAGUUGUGAAGAGCCUCCUGUAUAGGAUAUUGCCCAUCAUGAAUCACUGCCUUGCAAAAUAGUUAUAUGCAGCUGCUGGUAAAUGUUGUUGUAUAUAUAGCGCUUAAUUUUAUUCAUGUUAUCUUUCUUUGGUCUUAGGCGUGGUAAAGUAUAAUAAUGACAUUUUAACCAAGGAUAAAAUUGAAACACAAUAAAUACAUUAUGGUAAAGAAACUUGCAAUUUACUCAGUGGUAAAUGACACUGACCAUACUAAGGGCGCUUUCCAAGAGUAAGAACUGGCUGGCCGGACCUUGGCCGGACCAGUCAUUUUGACCUGAAUGAAGUAGCCUUUGUCCAAAGGGUUUUCGCUGAAAAUCCAUCUUCUUCGUAGAUAGUGCUCAGGACCUGACUGAUCUAGCUGGAUAGUUUUGAUUUAGAGUGAAAUUCUCCUUACGACAGGAAUGACCUGGCUGUUCAGUUCUGACAGAUGGAAAGCGCCUUAAGAUUCUAUUAUUUUUGUAUAUUUGUAUUAGGUUCGUCAAUAUGCUUAGAUUUUCCACUCAACCCUUGUGAACCAUGGCCGCUGUCUGGGGUAAGAUGAUGUUAUGUGGAAAUUAAAUAAUAAUUCUUUGCCUCAAAGAGCUUUUUUAACAAUAAGGGGUCUCAUGGUUAGGGGCAGCUCCUCUUCCUCCAAUAGGCUAGCUACUGUUGUGGAAGAACAUUGUUCCGAGAUAACAUAAUCUCUUUUGCACGUAAUGCGUGCCUAUUUGACAAUUUAUUUACCGCAUGAAAGUGAGGCUGUGGCAUUCUUCUCUGAUGUCCAUUUGCAGAUUACGUUCUCUACCAAAGACAGACUUGAGCUGUAGAUAAAUGGGUUCAGGCAAUUUAGAUGUUUUGACAAAAAUGACUCUUUUGUUAACACUCCUCAAUCACCCAUUACUGCCUGCGUGGAACCACGUCCCUUUUACCACUUGUAACAACUUAACAAUCACGGGCAACUUUGACUCCUUGGAGAUCUCUCAAACUAUUCCCAGAGACAAUUCAGUCAAACAGCCCGUAAAACGUAAAAACGUAAAAAAUCCUGAAACGCUAACCGAAAAUUCAAACGAAAAUCUUGUCUCACAACUCUCCUUUACUUCAUGCAAAAUAAUUUUACGAUUCACCGGGUUUUCCCGAGAACGUUUCCCGCCAAAACGAAGCCUCGGAAAUGUCCAGCAAAAGGGAAAAAAGAAACGAGCAAAGAAAAUUUAAAGAAGCGAGAUGUGGAGAAUGGGAAAGGUAAACUCUAGGGGGAAGCCGAAAUUUCUUACGAAAAUUUGCCUUCCUUGCGUAUCUGAUGAACUUCGAAGUUUUCAGCUUUGACUGAGCUAUUAGAGAGUUGAAACUUCACGUAUACUGCAAACGGCAAACGUCAGAUUGAAGUUGCGGAUUUCUCAAACUAGAAAAUGAGCAGAUAAAAACAGCUCAAAAAAUUCUUAUGGAUUAGAAAUAACGUGAAACUACUUUUUUAUGUGUAGAAGUAAUGAACAGUAAACGACAAGUAAAGGAGAACUUGGUCACGUGGUACAAAUUCGCGUUUACUGUUUGACGUAAACGUGAUGCUUAUUUUAUGUAACCUCUGUAUUUGUGAAUAAUUACUCGAACGAUGUACUAUAGUCUGCUCACACCAAGUAAAAGGUUGUUUACCACAUAUACUGCUCCAUCUAUAUAAUUCUACCAUAGUUACAAUAACUUGAAAACACACUAAAUACACUGAAACAUGGAGAAUUUCCUCGACAAUUUCCCUCUAACCGUGAAAGAUAUGUUAGGCAUGAAAGUGUUAGAAUUGAUGUCUUAUUCCACGAUAUAUGUUUCAUAUUUUUCUUAGGAAGAUCCAUCAAUUACAAAACUUAUUAGAGCAGGUGUGUUUUGAGGCAUCAACGCCUUCUUUUGUUUGUUUUUGAGUUUCCUUGAUUUCAUGUUUAAGUGUCCCAAAAGCUAUAUCUCUCGCAACAAGAAAGCUGCUGUUGUAUUAAGCUGUCAAAUGCACAAAAUGUGUUAGUGCAAAAGACCCUAUACACGGUUUUUUUCGACUUGUUUUUUAACUGGAACCAGUUACCGAAAAUCUGUCAACACGGCCGGAAAGAAGGCUUUGAAAUCACCAACAUUGCCGUGUUUCAAAGUGAUUUGUUCCUAGUGGAAACUAUAGCUCCACAAAGUGGCGGAAUUUUACAGACGUCGGGGAGCAUACAAAUCGCGACUUUGUGGAGAUCGUGGAAGGUUCUAUUGAGGAAAUCUUUAAGUUUGACCAUGUAUGUAAAAGCUACUGAGCAGUACUUUCCGGUGGUACUGUUUAUUAUGAUGUACAAGGUGGUUUCAACUUUUAAGUCUGUGGGUGCAAUUCUAUCGUGUGUCGUUGUUUUCCUCUACUCCUGUUUCAUUUUACGCUGUUGAGAUGAAAUCCUUCCCCGAAUCCGAUAUUGCGAGAAUAUUUAAUUCUCUGCAAGCUGGGCCUCCGCAUCUCGACUUGUUCACAUGCUAAGUAAUUUCUACCCUGCGAACAGAGUCUCCUUCGUUCUUAGGAAAGAUCAAAGCGACUCUGCUAGCAGGGUAAAUAACUUCCUGUCUUUCGUUAUAUUUCAUUUUAGUUGUGGGAGACCUCGCAGUAAAGGAAGUGGAAUACAAUAAUACGACCAACAACCUUUUGCUGUGUCUGCAACCUUCUUUGACAAGGUUAGAAAAUUGUUAGAUUGGUUUUAUUCAGCAAGGACUGUGGGAACGAAACUACCGAGCACUCCAGUUGGACAGAUAAAAGCGAUACGAAGUGCAGAACAUUUCUGAAAGUGUUGACAAAUGAGCAGAAAUAAUCGGAGAUUCCUCGGGCCGAGUUUAAUAAAAGGUGGAUAACGCUAUCAGCUAAAUAAAUCUCUGUCCAGAGGAUGACGCAAUUGGUGUCCCUAGCAUUUAUCCUUUGGAAAGUGAUUUAUUCGGUGGAUAGUACUUUCCUACGUUUGAACAACCGGGGCUUGGACUCUAACGUGAACAGUACUUGUUAAGUUUUUUUAUUUUUUUAUGCAGGAACGAUUUAGAAAGUUUCUGCCCUGACUUCCAAGCAAUGACGUCAGCCCACUCGGCGGGGAUUGUCCGCGGGGUAAUUGUAACACUUCAGGGGACUGAGGCAAAUGGCUGUGUGGACACAACUGGAGAAGUCUACGACUUCAUUUCACGAUAUUUCGCUCCAUGGCGUGGUGUCCCUGAGGAUCCAGUUACAGGUUAGUAAAGGGUCAAAUAGCCCUCUUGCCACAGGUAUCGCACUAGGCUUACGCUAGUGGCAGUUAGACUGGAGACGGGACACAAUGCCGUGAAAAACGACGUCUGUCUCAUAUUAAGGAUGUUAGUAAGUAUCGAGUUCGAAUUGGAUCGAUUCAGAAACGGGUAUCGGCGUAACGCCAUUGAUUAGCUUUACGAAAAAAUAAUUCAGUGUAGACUAAAUUUACGUUAACAUGUGAGGAAUUUCUAAGGUAGUUGAGAAGCGUUCAGGAAAAUUCUACGUUGCGUCGUGUUUCACCUGCUUACAAUUUGACAGCAUUCUCGACUCCAGAUCCUUUGAAUACUUCAGCGGACAGGCUGAAUCGAAGAGGUAUUGUAAUUCGUAGUUGUAAAAUGUUUGUUAAAUGUUUCCCCACGGUUGUUGGAGCACUUAGGAGUUCUUACGAAGUCGUUAAAACCUGUCCGUGCGUUCCAGAUCGAAUUGGAAUUUGGAAGUGUUGCUUUUUAAGGAGAUGGGGGAACCGGAGUACCCGGAGAAAAACUUCUCGGAGCAAAGGAGAGAAUCAACAAUAAACGGGUUCGACGCCGAGAUUCGAACCCAGGCCACAUUAGUGGGAGGCGAUUGCUCUCACCACUGCGCUCUCCUUGCUCUCCAAAUGGAAUCGAGAAUGCUGUAGCGUGGAGACGUGCUCACUCCAUUCCUCUUGAUCCUACAGUUCCUUUUUCUUUAAAUCCACAUGUUUUUAUUUAGGGUCAGCGCACACAGUUCUGGCUAGUUACUGGUCAACAAGAUUAAAGAAAACUGAUCUUUAU